Messenger RNA from Lodderomyces elongisporus, 2307 nucleotides. RefSeq names its product KilA-N domain-containing transcriptional regulator EFH1 (gene EFH1). Bases 1 to 2307 code for a protein of 768 amino acids. Gene Ontology annotation, cellular component: nucleus. Gene Ontology annotation, biological process: positive regulation of transcription by RNA polymerase II. NCBI's taxonomy places the organism in Eukaryota, Fungi, Ascomycota, Pichiomycetes, Serinales, Debaryomycetaceae. The record is from RefSeq and is a predicted model, not a curated record. The transcript has a single exon. Gene Ontology annotation, molecular function: sequence-specific DNA binding; DNA-binding transcription factor activity.
AUGAACGAAGUUAUGACUACACCGACAAAUGCAAAUUUCUACAGCCAAGAGCUUCCUGGUGCAACGAAUGGAGAUGCAAACACAGCCAGCAGACAGCAAAACCAGCUUCAAACUUUGAACAAACAGCACUUGACCGAACAUCUGCAACUGGGUGUCUCUAACCCCACUCCGGCACAAUCUUCUGAUGUCAUUACUCAACUGUUGAAAUCAAACGGUAACCAAAUACAAUCAGGUGCAGGCAUUGGUGUUGGUAUUGGUGCAGGGGUUGGUGCGGGUGUUCACGGUGUUCACGGUGUUGGUGGUGUUGGUGGUGUUGGCGGUGGUGGUGCUGAGGCUCCGUUGUCUUACCAACAAUAUGCGGUAUCUAAUCAACAACAGAUGAAUUUGCGACCAACCAAGAAUUAUCUUCUUGACUAUUCAAAUUACUAUACCUUGCAAAAUGGUUAUCCUUCUAAUAUCAACUCUGAAUUUGCAAAUCCAACCUCAAAUAAUGUAAAUAACGGUAAUGGUGGUACCGUUGCAGACUAUUCCAGCUCAAAUGCUACUGUAAUUAGCCCUUCGUUCCUGAUACCAACAAGCAUCCUGGCCGAAGCUCAAACAUUACGGGCCAAACAAAUGCAGCAUCAACAACAACAACAACAGCAGCUGCAACAACAACAACAACAACAACAACAACAACAACAACAACAACAAACUCAGUCUCAAUACUCGCCAAAUAAUUACCCUCCACCCAAUUUGUUUUCUUCCGGUCAACAUCACCAAGAAUACUUUUCAAGCCAUGCAAAUAACUAUGUCUCACAACAUCAACAACAAAGCUUACAGCAACCACCACCUCCAUCUUUACCACCUCAGCAACAAUCACAGCAACGGUAUCAGUCGAAAUUUGCAACAAACCAAUCAGUAUUACCGCCAACCCCACAAGCACAAACAAUGGUACAUCCAAUAAAAUCUCAUCUCGAACUUGUUGAUGUAGCAUCUCAUGAACAAUCACAACAGUCACAACAAUCACAACAGUCACAACAGUCACAACAGCCACAACAAUCACCACAAUCACAACAGGCUCAGCAGGCACAACAACUACAACAAGCACAGCAACAAAUGCUAGUGCAAGCAUUUGGAAGUCCUAGUGCCAUGUUAUACUCGCACUCAUCCAUUCCACUGUACCAAUUGUCAUAUUCUUCUGCCAUUCCGCCCAACCCUCCCAAUCCUCCAACAAUGUCUAUGCCAAACUUUUCGGCUCAAAUACGAAACCAACAUCUGCAGUUUUUAAAACAACAAAAACAGGCACAACAGCUUGCUAUGCCCUAUGGAGACCAACUGAUUUCGUCACCGCUGACAAAGAGAGCAAAGCAUCUGUCGACGUUUUCUAAUAGAGACCAACAAUCACGUGCAACUUCAAUCAGCAGUAAUAUACCACAAAUCGAUUAUCCCGAGAAUGUUAUUCGUCCUAAAGUUGCAACUACACGAUGGGAUGACGAAAAUACUAAUUGCUACCAAGUACGUGCCAGAAAUAUACUCGUAUCUCGUCGUGAAGAUACAAAUUACAUCAACUGUACCAAACUACUCAAUGUUGUUGGAAUGACGAGAGGUAAGAGAGAUGGUAUUUUAAAAACGGAAAAGGUAAAGCAAGUAGUCAAGGUUGGCUCUAUGAAUUUAAAGGGAGUAUGGAUUCCAUUUGAUAGAGCAUAUGAAAUUGCUAGGAAUGAAGGUGUUGAUAGCAUUUUGUAUCCUUUGUUUGUCAAGAAUAUUAAGGAAUAUUUUUUAACAAAAGGUCACAAGCUUAAAAGCGAAGACGAUUUAAGCGAAGAGCAAGUUCUCAAGCAAAAUAGUGAAGAAGCAAAUAAUUAUAAAAUACUUGAGGAUGCUGAUUCCAGCUCUUUUGGAAAAAAUAGUGGAGAAGAUGAGGGUGGAAGAGUAGAAGAAGGAGAAGAAGAUGCGGAAGUGGAAGAUAAGGGAGAAACAGAUGAAGAAGAAGAUGAUGAUGAAGAACAACAACAACAACAACAACAACAACAGCAACAGCAACGGCAACAACAAGAAGAGAAUGAUGAAGAUGAAGGAGAAGAGUGCACAUCAAAUGGGUACCCCACUUCGUUGAGUUCACUGGAGCCCAAGUAUAGUACUGCGGAUUAUUUCGAUCGGACAUUGCAUUCAUCUGCUUUGAAUGCUUCGAGUGGCAACAACAAUGGCCACAAUAAUGGUCAUGGUGGUGAUGUUGGGGGCCAAAACGGUAAUGUUGCAAAAGAAGGUUUAAUUUAUGGUGAAGCACUGCAUGAUACGCUGUUGCGGGUGCCCAAAACGCUUUGA